Dimorphilus gyrociliatus is the source of this 619-nucleotide messenger RNA. The record is from the annotation of a GenBank genome assembly. NCBI's taxonomy places the organism in Eukaryota, Metazoa, Annelida, Polychaeta, Dinophilidae.
UAUGGAUGAUCCAUCAGAUCCAACUACUCCCAUCGAACCGAAGAGACCUUUUUUUGCUCGAUUUUCAGUUGCAAUAAUUGAAGCUAUAAAAGAUGGUGAACGUCUUCUCUUUAAAAUUAUAACUAAAUCACUAACAACCGGCGAAGAUUUCGAAACCGUUCGCGAAUAUGACGAUUUUGAAUACUUAAAUCAUUGUAUAAAUGUCAAAGAUGAAAAUCGAUGUCGGAUUAUACCUCCAUUACCAGCCAGGCCUAUAGUUGAUGCAAAAUCAGCUCAAAUGCAAUCAAAAAAGAUGCUUGGUAGGCGUCUAAAAUGUGUAAUUAAGGAUGAAUACGAAAAGGAUUGUAGAAGUCUGGAAAAAUAUCUCAGUCUUCUUAUAGAUCAUCCAGUUUUUGGAGCGGAUCCUAUAUUAGAUAGAUUUUUAACUUUGGAAAAAGCACCGCCUUGCGUGGCAAUCUCCCGAAUAAAAUCUAAAAUGGUCGACGCAAAAAAAUUCAAUCAUACGGACAUCGACGACUAUUUUGCUUACCAACGGGUUUGGAUGACCAAUUACAAAGAGUACAUUAGUCAAGCCUUAAACGAUUACUCGGCUUAUAAAAAUGCUGAACAACGUCAGUAA